ACUCGAUUGCUGCAAUAGUUGGCAGUUGUGCUCUGGACGCUUCGGAAGCAGCAUGUCGUUUGAAUAUACGGAAAUAACGGAUCCACUGUUCGUGGAGAACAAGGGACAAACGGGAGAGGAUGACUACAUCAUGGUGCGUGCGAAACAGUACAGUCAUGUGCCGAUUAAGAUUCCCAACUGGACGCCACAGGCUCACUGCUACACAACUCUGUUUAAGCAGUACGAGCAGGAACUCCUUGAAGCGGAAGUGUACCCAGAUGAUGUGUGGGUCAUUUCCUAUCCGAAGAGUGGAACGACAUGGACUCAAGAGAUGGUUUGGCUGAUCUGUAACGAUCUUAACUUUGAAGCAGCGCGAGCAGAAUCUUUACAAAUCCGCUUCCCUUUUCUGGAUGUUAGUUUAAUACAUCCCACUGAUACGAGUUCAUUUGAGCGUGCAAAAAAUACGCCACGUCCUCGCUUCAUCAAGACGCAUCUUCCCGUGUCCAUGCUGCCGAAGCGCUACUGGGAAGUCAAACCCAAAACCAUACACAUUCGGCGCAACCCAAAGUCGGUGGCCGUUUCGUACUUCUUUCACUCACAGGGCAUCCAUUACCGUGGCUCGAUGGAUACCUUUCUGCGAUCGUUUGUUCGUGAGCAUCAGUUUUACUCACCGUACCAUGCGCACGUGAUCGAGUACCAUGAGCUACAAGAUUGCGAUAACAUCCUAUACCUUUCGUUCGAAGAGAUGAAACACUAUCUGCCAUCGGUUGUGAGGAAGGUGUGUGAGUUUUUCGGCAAAGCGUACAGCAAGCCGGAGCUGGAACUGCUGUACCAGCACCUUUCCUUUAAGUCGAUGCGUGACAAUCCAACUGUCAACUAUAAAAGCCGAGAUCCAACGAAGAAAGGGGAGCAAUUUAUUCGAAAAGGUGAAGCAGAAGGCUGGAAAAAGGAACUGACACCCGAGCAGAUCCAGCUGCUCGAUGAGUGGACCAAGGAAAAGGUUCCUAAUCCUGAGCAGAGGAAAUUGUUUGAAUGAUUACUGAGGCACACGAAUCUAAUUAUAUCGCCGAAUUCGAUUGAAAGUUUCGAUUAGCAAUGAAUAAAAUUCUCAUCAAAAAUAUUGUACCAAACUGAAAGAAAAUAAAGAAUAAUAUUAAGCAGCAA
This is a messenger RNA of Anopheles arabiensis, 1143 nucleotides long. Its product is annotated as sulfotransferase 1A3-like. Gene Ontology annotation, biological process: sulfation. Gene Ontology annotation, cellular component: cytoplasm. The transcript has 3 exons. The coding region runs from base 53 to 1015 and encodes 320 amino acids. NCBI's taxonomy places the organism in Eukaryota, Metazoa, Arthropoda, Insecta, Diptera, Culicidae. The record is from RefSeq and is a predicted model, not a curated record. Gene Ontology annotation, molecular function: sulfotransferase activity.